AGGCUAGACUAUGCAGCAGCCCUGCGCAUCGCUCGGGAUCCUGUCGCGAAGUCGGCGCCCGCCACCAUGUCGGCCAACACCCAGCCUAUAACUACAGCAUCAGCACCGUCGCAAACCAAAAAGGCACCACGAAAGCAUGUCACCACUGCAUGUGUGCCGUGCCGUGAGAGCAAAAUCAGGUGCGACGGAGCAACUCCGGACUGCGUGAACUGCCAGAAAAAGGGAAAGAAAUGCAAGUACCAACAUGGAGACGACAAGCGAAAGGUCUCCCUCCGCGCAGCAACCGAAUUGUUCUCGGCCAGAAUCGACCAGUUGACGCAAUUCAUCUACGACCGCGGCCUCGAACCCCCCGCGAUGCAUCCAGAAGCCGACCAAGAGAUAAACCGAGUCCUGGACACCCUUCAGAUCCCGCGAGGCGCUAUCAGACGGCACGCACCCUCGUUGGAGAAUCGCUCUCCCCCCCAUACAACUCCUCCAUCGCGAAACCCGGCCUUUGACGCUCACGUUUCGCUUCCUUCGGGGCUGCCGAACUGGUCGUCUGCUGCAUAUACUGCCCCGGAUACCACGCGUGGUAUGGUUCCACCGCCGCCGGAACAACAACAUCUUGGUCACGAUGCAAACUUUACUCAUGGUGGAUUCGAUUUUUCGUUACCAACUGCCGAGUGCCUGGACAAUCUCUAUGCGAACCUGCACAGUCCGGAGCGGCCUCUCAGUGGCGAGCAUAUGCACACUGCAAACAACCAAUCUUCUUCAUUGAAUGUACCGCGGCAGCACAUCACCGACACAGAAAGCGACAGCGACGACGACGCAGAACAAGAAGUCAUCGAGCAACUGUCGUCGCGCAUGGGCACUCUGAAACUAGCUGGUGACGGGCAUCUCCGUUACUACGGCCCAACAUCCAACCUCAACCUGGUAGACGUCGUCGCAACUUCGGACAAGAGGCCUGGUCUAGAUGCGCGCUCGGUUCGCCAUGAUGGCCAGGAGUUGCUCAAUCAUCUGCGCCUGGGGCAGCAUGUCGAGCAAAGCUUGGAAGAUCAUCUUAUCAAGCUGUAUUUUACGUGGCAGAAUCCGAGUUUAUAUGUUGUCGAUUGGGAGAUGUUUGCGGCUGCUCGGGUGAAAUGGAGAAAUGAAGGGGAUGAUACGCCGUUUUUCUCAGAGGUGUUGACGAAUGCAAUGUGCGCACUGGGCGCGGCUUUCGAAGCUCGAUAUCACCCCACGUUCAUCACCUUUCCAAAAUCACUGUCAGAGUUUUUUGCCGACAGAGCAAAAGCCCUGCUGGAAAUUGAACUGGACUGUCCCUGCGUCGCCACGGUGCAGGCUCUGGUCAUUCUCAGCAGCCACGAAGCUGCGUCAAAUCGAGACGCGCGUGGGUGGCUAUAUAGCGGAAUGUCAAUGAGACUUGCAUUCGACUUGGGCUUGCAUCUUGAUAUGACUCCCUAUGUCGAAAAAGGCAAAAUGACACCCUUGGAGGCUGAAGUUCGUAGGAUUGCUUUUUGGGGUAGUUAUGUUGCAGACCACUUUUGGGGAUUCUACCUCGGUCGACCGUUCCGCAUGAAUGCUGGCGAUGUAUCAGUCUCCAAACCGGCAUCGGGUCUUGGACGUACCAGAGAGGAGACCUGGUAUGCAUAUGGCAUGGGCGAGUCUCAGCCGCCAAACCUCAAAAUCGGCCUCGGAAGUCCGAGUGAGCUGAUUAGCCGCCAAUUCGCGAAUCUGUGGGAGAUGAUCACGCCUGUUGGUCAUAUCUUGUACGGCUGCAGUGAUAUCGACAGACACGACUUGCAACGAAUCACAUACAAAGUAACAGAAGAUCUAUUUGCCUGGAAAGACAAUCUACCCUCGUCACUGCAAAUUGAUCUUGACCACGAUACUGGACCGAUAAUUCCACAUCUAUUAAUGCUUCAUAUGCAAUACCACCAAAUCCUCAUCUUCUUCCACCGACCCUGGGUGUCCAAGAGCUACAUCCAACCACAAAACCCCAAACAAGGACCAGGUUACCAACACGCUCGCAAAACUUGCAUCGAUUCCGCCACAGCGAUAGCACGCCUUUUGCGUCUGUACGAAAAAUACUACACCUUCCGACGCAUCAACAACCAAGUCGUAGCCAUCAUUUUCACCGCUGCCCUGAUUCUGAUUUUCGUUACUAUUUCCAUGUCGUCUCCAACCGCCAGCCGCUUUCGACUGGACGAGCAGUGGCAGCAAGCCGACAUGGUUGCGCAUUUGAACGUCUGUUUCCGGGCACUGGACGAACUGGGCCAGUCGUUUGAGAACGCGAAACGCACUCGAGAUUUCCUGGUUAGUUUGCAGCGACGAUGGCAGAACCAUAUGCGCAAAUCGGGCUCGUCGACGUCAAAACGCCUAUACGCCAAAUCCGGCGUGUCUCCCAACCGUGUCGCCGGUAGUAUAGACAAAAAACCGCGCCUGACAGAGGCAUCCCUCGCAGACGCCAGCCUUGGCUCGCACCUCAAUGAAAACAGCAACAGCAACAGCAACGACAUUCUUUCUUCUGACGUCGACCUAGGCCAAAUCGGCCUGAGCUGGACACCUUCCAGCCGCGACCUCAAACUCCUCUCCGAGGACCUUGGUGGUCCCUUACUACCGUCCGAGACCGCGGCGUUUGCAGGCAGUAAUGGGAUUCCCAAUCUAGGCGAGAUUGCGCCUUCGUGGUGGGAUUCGCCGCCGGGGAGUGGAGGGACUUUAUACAUGUACCUGACCAAUCUUCGGACCGACCGUCGUCCAUGUGUCAGACACAGCAACCUCUUCGCGCUCUUUCUCACGCAUAGCCGACAACCCAAAGCCCACACAGAGCGCCAUAGCAAAAAUCUCCUCCAGCACAUCCAUACACAAGUAAAUAGUAUUGCUACCACCAAUAACAAACCGCGCAUCAGAACCAUAAUCGCCCAUGGCGGAAUAGACCAGCCUGACCAAAAGAAACGGCCAGGAAAGAACAAUAGCGCGAAACAGCUUCUUUUGCCACGCGCAAACCAGAAAUAUGCCCAUGGCGGCUUUCAUUUCGCUGUUGGCGUGGAAGGUGGUGUUGGUGUCCAUGAUGCUGACGCCUACAAUGCCGAGGAUGAGGCCGAGGAAACCAAGAAGCUGCAUCUCGAUUACCCUAAUGGGACUAGUCUGGAGCUGCGGCAAUUGCCGCGCUGUCAAACGGCGCGUGGGUUAUUUACUCUUGUCUCCCCCUGUCUGCUCGGUCAGUUUGCUAACUCUCUCUCUAUACAGUGCGACCAUAAACUGCCUCAUUGUGGGCAAUGCAUUCGAACACGCGAACAAUGCCCAGGAUACCGAGAUGAAUGGGAGCUCGUCUUUCACGACCAGACGAGCAAGACUAUCAAGCGCUCCAAAGCUAAAAGAGCUAAUAAUACGGCCAGUGAUACAACAACAACUACUGCUACCACCACCACCACCACCACCACCGCCAACCAUCUACCCCCGCUCCCUCACAGCACCUUGAAGCCCAGUGUAGAUGACCUGGGCAUCAACUAUUUCUUCCGCCACUUCGUCGUCGGCGACCGCUCCAAUGCGCGCGGAUGCCUCAACUAUGUCCCCUCUGUUUAUCACGCUGACGGCGCGCAAUCGACGCUGGUAGCUAGCAUGGCAGCCGUGGGCCUCGUGGCAUUGGCCAAUUCCACUCAACGACCGGAAUUGGCCAGCCACGCACGCGUAAAAUACCUGCAGGCAAUCCACCUUGUGAGCGCUGCGUUGGCGUCCCCCGUCGAAUGCGUCAAGGACAGUACCCUAAUGUCAGUAAUCUCGCUGGGCGUGUUUGAGCAUGUCUCUGCGUACGAGUCGUUUGCGCGACAUGUCCAAGGUGCUGCGGCGCUGGUGAUUGCUAGGGGCAAAAGCCAGUUUUCAAGUCCGGUCGGAAUUCUCAUGUUUAAUCAAGUGCGCACGGAUCUGGUGCUUGCCAGUUUCAGGACUGAUCAACCCAUUCCAGAGAAGAUAUUGCAACUUCAGGAAGAGGCAGUCGAUCAUAAAUGCACGUCUACGUCGUGGUGGCGUAUGGGGGUGCUGGGCACCCGGUGCACAAAACUCCUUAUAGCCACCAAGAAAAAUUACUAUACGGGGAGACGCUCUUGGUUUGAAAUGCUGGAUGAGACAACUGUGCUGGAGCAGGAUUUUGAAUCCCUCGUUCCGGUUCUCGAAAUACAAGAACCGUACACAAUCAUCCGAGUGUCUGAUGGAGACCCAAACAUAAUUAAGAACGGUCUAUAUCACUUCUAUAAGGACUCGUGGGCAAUCAGGCUUUGGACAAACCAGAGAACUCUUCAAAUGGUUACCUGUGAGAUCAAAUACUACAUCUUGACUAUGAUCCUUAGCAAGAAAAUCUCGCCGGACCUCCGGGAGCAUACAAAAAUGGAGGUCCGAAGAACCUUACACACUCUGUCAAAACUGGGAGACGAAAUCCUAGCAAUCGUCCCACAGGCGUUGGAAUUCAUAUCCUCAGAGUCUCUGGACCCUUGCCCCUCAAUCGGUCUGACUAGCGUGUCAGGCGGAUAUAUGUUGGUCUGGGGCCUGUUCAUGGCAGGGAAGUCAGCGUCCACGAAGAGCGAGACCCGAAAGUGGAUUAUUCGACUUCUCCAGGAUAUUGGUUGGAACACGGGCAUAUCAGUUGCGCUACGGCUGGUGGAAGUAGUAAUAGAGGUAGAUCGAAUGACCGGCUGA
Molecule: messenger RNA, 4668 nt
Organism: Talaromyces rugulosus
Lineage: Eukaryota; Fungi; Ascomycota; Eurotiomycetes; Eurotiales; Trichocomaceae
Exons: 12
Biological process (GO): regulation of DNA-templated transcription; DNA-templated transcription
Molecular function (GO): DNA binding; DNA-binding transcription factor activity, RNA polymerase II-specific; zinc ion binding
Source: RefSeq, a predicted model, not a curated record